AUGCGUGCCUCCGUUGUCUUCGCUACCCUCUCGGCUUUUGCCCUGACCUCCGGUGUCGUCGCCCAGGGCGGUCCCGCUGAGAGCGUCUCCUCUGCAUCUGCCUCUGACUCGGCCACUGCCACCGUCGAUGCCACUACCGAGAGCUACAGUAACCCGGCAACACAGUAUCUGACCGAGACCAACUCCCUUGGUGUGGUCACUGGUCAACCUUCCGUUAUCACCAGCCAGCCUUCCGUUGUUACUUCCCAGGAAGCUGCUGCCUCCAUCCCCGCUGGUCUGACCUCCCCAGUCGUUACCGCCGCAACUGGCAGCUUCACCAGCUCGGCCCGUACCAGCACCCCUCUCAGCACUUCUUCUGGCUCUGACUCCUCUUCCUCUGGUUCUUCUACCGGUACAUCGUCUGAUUCUUCCUCAACCAGCGGCUCUCAGAGCGCCGGUUCCUCCUCCACCUCUUCUGCUGGUGGCUCCGUUGCCACUGCUGGCCUCGGUCUCGCUGCUGGUGCCGCUAUCCUUGCUUUCCUAUAA
Molecule: messenger RNA, 525 nt
Organism: Penicillium angulare
Lineage: Eukaryota; Fungi; Ascomycota; Eurotiomycetes; Eurotiales; Aspergillaceae
Product: putative GPI anchored protein
Exons: 2
Coding region: 1-525 (174 amino acids)
Source: RefSeq, a predicted model, not a curated record